Messenger RNA from Cucurbita moschata (crookneck pumpkin), 687 nucleotides. RefSeq names its product flowering-promoting factor 1-like protein 2. Bases 52 to 384 code for a protein of 110 amino acids. NCBI's taxonomy places the organism in Eukaryota, Viridiplantae, Streptophyta, Magnoliopsida, Cucurbitales, Cucurbitaceae. The transcript has a single exon. Gene Ontology annotation, biological process: vegetative to reproductive phase transition of meristem; regulation of flower development. The record is from RefSeq and is a predicted model, not a curated record.
UCUCCUACUCCUCACCAAACAUCAAGAUCAACCAUAGUAAGAAAUAAUAUCAUGUCUGGAGUUUGGGUUUUCAAGAACGGUGUAAUUCGCUUGAUUGAAAAUCCUCAAGCAGAUUCUGAUGGAAGGCUAGGCAACUCCAGACGAAAGGUAUUGAUAUACCUUCCGACGGGACAAGCAGUGUCAUCCUACUCUUCGUUAGAGGAAAUCCUCACGUCCUUAGGAUGGGAGAGAUACUAUGGAGGGGAUCCAGAACUCUUUCAGUUUCAUAAACGUUCUUCCAUUGAUCUAAUUUCUCUUCCUAGGGACUUCGCCAAGUUCAACUCCAUUCACAUGUAUGACAUAGUCAUUAAAAAUCCCAAUCUCUUCCAUGUUCGAGAUGUGUGAGUUGACACCUAGCUUCAUCAUGUGUAUUUCCAUCUCUCAUCUCAUUAUAUGAUAUAAUAUAAUCCCCCAUGCAUGUACCUCAUUUAAUUCAAGUGUUUCUCGUGCAUUUUUAUCAUCAUCUAUAUUUCUUUGUCCUUCAAUCUUAUAAAAAUGGUCGUUUCCCUAGCUAAUUAGGACGUUCUUAGUUAUGCUUAAGCUUUUCUCCGUAAUUAUCUUUAAAUAUUUGUGUAGUUUCAUCCAUGUGAUGUAUGUUAUAUAAUGAUGUGUUUGUAUUAUAUAAAUCAAUAAAACAGUGCUAUGUUU